This is a messenger RNA of Solenopsis invicta (red fire ant), 5968 nucleotides long. RefSeq names its product dachshund homolog 2 (gene dac). The coding region runs from base 944 to 3229 and encodes 761 amino acids. The transcript is spliced from 11 exons. Lineage: Eukaryota; Metazoa; Arthropoda; Insecta; Hymenoptera; Formicidae. The record is from RefSeq and is a predicted model, not a curated record.
AGCGUUUGCUACUUUGAGAACGAGCGACGCGCGUCCCUGCGAGUUACCGCGGCAGCCGCCUCCGUCGUCAUCGUCGCCGUCGCCGCCGCCAUCACCAUCAUCGCCGCCGUCGUCGUCGCCGUCGUCGUCGUCGUCGUCGUCGUCGUCGUAGUUGCCGCCGCCGUCGCCGUUGCCGUCGUCUUCCUCGUUGUCAUCUUGCCAUUGACAUCGUCACAGUCGUAUACACGUUACGGUUCCCUCGUGCUCACGCGUUUUUAUCGUGUAAUCCGGUGUCGUUAUCGCGAUUCGCUUUCCAUUUUUUUUUUUUUUUGGUGAAACGAAGGCAUCGUCGUGAGUCAGUGAACAAGUUUGCUGACGUCUCGUUGACGAAUUCGACGCGAUACAACUACUGUCGUCUACGCGAUAACUUUGGUCACGCGCGUGCUGUCAGCCACUCUGUCAUCUUGUGUCGUCGUUGAAUUGAACAUCCUCGCGAUGGAUCGGUGAAAAUAAAAUACGCUCUGAAAGUGGACUAGAAGUGGACUGAAAGUGGACUGAAAGUUUGUUAUGGACAUAGAAGUUAACGUGCGUAUGAAGACUGAAAAAAUCGUGUGGUCUGACGUGUGCCAAGACGCACGCACGAUUCUUGGUAGUGUGAUAAGCGGCACGUUCGAGGGACGUUAGUCAUUUGGAGAAUAAAUCUUUUUAUGAUACUUAUCGGAGCAUCAUACGAAAGCCCACAAAGAGGAUUGCGGAAGAAGAAACGGCUUUAACAUGCAUUGAGGCAAUCCACGCUCGAUCGCUCGAGUCGUUACGAUACUGGCCAGUGGGCGAACACAGUGACACGCGCGGUGACGAGAACGUCAGAGGCACGGAGCGUAUCGCUGGCGACAAAAACGCGCCAGAGUGUCACGUCGUCUCUACGAGUCGCAGGAAGAAUAGGAACGCGCGUUUCCGACUCUCCAUGGACCACGGAGCGAUGGACAGCUCUUCCGAUCACAGCAGUCGUGCCAGUCCCAUAACCGGCAGUCCGAAACAUCCUCACAGCCCGUCGACGCAACAGAGCCAGCAACAGCAGCAGCAACAGCAGCAGCUCCACGGCAGUCAGCAUCAACCGCCGCCGUCUCAUCAGCAGUCGCACGGGCGCGAUCAGAUCCGCGAUCAUCAGCAACAGCAACAAUCACAGCAUCGCGGUGUGCCGACACCAGGCUCGCCCACGAGAGGUUCACCACCUCAGGGCCUUCCUUUGAGUCCGCCGCCGUUGUCGGCCGGGAGCGGCCACGGGGCACCGCCGGGUAUGGUGCCUCGUAUGCCGGGACUCCCGCCACCGGGACUGGGACUGCUGGGCCAGCUCGGUGGUAUGCUGAGCGGACACCAUGGCUCCCCGCUGGAACUGAUGGCAGCCCAUCACGCGGUUCUACCACCGAGAUCUUACAAUAGUCCACCGCCGAUUAGCACGAGCGAUCCUACCGCCAACGAGUGCAAGUUGGUCGAUUACCGCGGCCAAAAGGUCGCCGCGUUUAUCAUCGCCGGCGACACGAUGCUCUGUCUGCCGCAGGCCUUCGAGCUGUUCCUCAAACACCUCGUGGGCGGCCUUCACACAGUCUACACGAAGCUCAAGCGACUGGAUAUCGUGCCGUUGGUGUGUAACGUCGAGCAAGUUAGGAUUCUACGCGGCCUCGGAGCCAUCCAACCCGGCGUCAAUCGGUGCAAGCUGCUCAGCUGCAAGGACUUCGACAUUCUUUACAGGGACUGCACUACAGCCAGCUCCAGGCCAGGAAGACCCCCAAAGCGAGCUUCCGUUGGACUGAGCCUCGCGGCGAGCCACCUAGCCGCGGCGGCUGGCCAUCAUCCUCAACACUCCCUGAAGAAGCACAGAAUGGACAACGGCGAUUAUUACGAAAACGGACACCUCGACGUACCAAGAAUGGAGAAGUCACCGCUUCUGGCGAAUGGUUACAAUCAUCCACCUACGCACCUGAGCCACAUGCAGUUCAUGCAGCUUAGCGGACACCCAGGUGCAGGGCACACCGCCAUCCUGUCACCGGCCAGUUUGCCGCAUCACCUGCAAGCGCAGGCACAGGCUCGGGCCGAGCAGGGUCUCAAGGUCAAUCCGAAUAUGACCAACAUGGAAGCCCUCGCGAGGCUCCGCGAGGAAAGAGGCGACGCCGAGAGAGCGCUGGCUUUGGACCACAAACCCAGGGACCUCAGCUCGCACAAUGGUUCCUCCAACGGUCACAGCCCGGUUCUAAAUCUCUCAAAAACGGCGGGAAGCGGAAGCGUGGGCGAGCAGUCCGGAAGCGAGGCAGGUGCGUCGCAUCGUUCUCAAGACGACGAGGAGGAGGACGAUAAUCUGUCGGAGGACCUCGAGGACGACAAUGAAAAGGACGAAGAUAUGUCGGACGUGCCGGAGAACCUGCCGUUGCCGGCACCGGGCUCGGAAAGUCCUCCCCAGGCCCUCAACUACUCGCAGAUAGCCUCGGCGGCGGUCGCCGUGUCUCAGAGCGCCCAGGACCCCUCGGUCUCGAGUACGGAGACCCUGCUGAGGAAUAUCCAGGGCCUGCUCAAGGUCGCGGCUGACAACGCGAGGCAGCAGGAGAGGCAAAUCAACUACGAGAAAGCCGAGUUGAAAAUGGACGUUCUCCGAGAGCGGGAGGUCAAGGACAGUCUGGAGCGGCAGCUACAAGACGAGCAGAAGGUGCGAGUGAUUUACCAGAAACGGUUAAAGAAGGAACGGAGAGCGAGGAAACGGCUGCAGGAGCAGUUGGACCUGGAGAUCAAGAGGCGCACACAAUUGGAGGAGGCCCUCAAAGCCACGGGCGCGUCCUCGGAGCAAGUCAGAGCGAUUACCGAAAAUGUAACGGCGGAGGCGCGCACGAGUUCGGAGCCGCCGGAGGCUAGCCCGGUACAUUCUCAGUCGCAGCAGCAGUCGUCGCAGCAACAACCACCGCAGCAACCCCUUCAGCAGCAACAGGCAGCGGCCCAGCAGUACCGGGAGGCGCAAGUGCCGCGUCCUUCCCAGCAACCGUCGACGCCGGAGAAGCCCGCAUGGGGAUACGGGCUGGAUCUCAUCGGUAGCCAGGCGUCGGCCUUCUGGCAAAACUACCAAGAAUCGCUGGUGCAAGAACUCGAGUUGGAGAGAAAAUCGCGGCAGCACCAAGCGGCCGAGAGGGACCAAGUCAAGUCUCCUCUUCAAGAGUCGCGGACGGGUUACUACAAGAACUCCGUUCUGUUUACGAGCGCGACCUAGAAGAGGCCGGACGACGGCAGGCGGGGGCAGCAGGCAGAUCGUGCAGCGAGCAGCCGAAGCGAGUGAUCGAUCGGACGAAGUAGGAAACGCAAUUCGAAACCACGAGAGCGGACUCACGCAACGAGAAGCGAACCGGAGGCAACGGAAUCGCGAUAGUCUGCGAGAAGAGCAAACUUACGACGGAUUCGACGGAGGAAGAGCAAAACUCGGAGUGACGAUCUCGCGCGAGUGUCCGCGGAGACUUUAUGCACACAGUUCGACGAGCGAUGCGAGUACCGAGAACACCGGGAGGCUUCCACGAGAGUAGCUUAUCGUCGGGAGGCUCGCGUAAGUUUAGGACAUGGUCGUACAUACGAGCGAACGCUAAGCGAUGGCGCAGAUUCGAUCUCGUCGAACGAGAAUAAAAGCGCGCGUGGCUGUUUCACACGUUUGUACAGAGCCGCGAUCCUGCCACGUUUUCCGAUACUCGAGGAGAGAAGUGAAAACUCGAGGGGGAGUAAGGGAGGGGGAGGCUCCCUCGAAUCGAGAUCGGUCCGGUCCGGAGUUCGCGACAGGGACGCGCGGACCGAUCGGCACACAUAUCAACGACGCGAUAUUCGCCGAUCUCCCGGUUUGCGUUCGCGGUGAUCGCGGUGGGGUUCGCGUCGUUCGUUCGACGACGCGCGACAGACGUACCCCGAAAGAAGAUAUUCUCUAAAUAUAUGCGUCAUCGAUUGUACCCGUGAUGGAUGAUGACCGAACAUUGCGUGACUCUCGCGGUACCGAGACGAUCGCGGGGACAGUAAACGGGGGUUGGGGGGGGAGGGGGCAAAAUCGGGAAGCAAGGAGAGAAAGAAAGAGAGGCGGACGAGAGGGAGAUAAGAGAGGCAUAUUUCUAAAGACUGCUGGAGAGUGCGUGCGUGAGUGCAUGCGUUCCUAGAGGUACCUAUCUCCUAAUUAUCGAGCGAAUUAAUUAGAUAAUCGUUUUUAAGGGAUUCCGGGCGAUCGGGCGCGCCACGCCGUCGUCGCGUGCAUCGUGAGGCGCGCCGAUUUCGAGUAUUAUUAUCAUUAUUAAUAUUAUUAUAUACGUCGCCGCGGUGGCGCGAGGCCCGAUCCGAUCGCCACUGCGAAACGAAUGUCGAGUCGCGGGCCCUCUCGUCGCGACCGGCGAUCAUUCGAUAUCCCGCGAUCGGCGUCUUCGGCGGCGCCGAUCGUCGCCCAUCUCGAUGUUGCGACGAUUUUUUUCCGAGAACGCCGUUUCUCUCUCGCCGGGCACGUCGCAGCGCCAAGAAACGCGCCGACUUUUUGUAAAAUGCGCGUAAGAGCGCGGAAAUUGACGAGCGAGUCUCUUCUGGAUUCGACGCGGAACGAGAUUAGAGCCGCGACUCGAGCACUGUAUCAUAGAAAAACGAGUGAGCGAGGGAGAGAGAGAGGGAGAAAGAGAGAGAAAGAGUUAGAAUGACGCGGCGGGAAAAUGAGAGCGGGUGAAUGAGAGAAGGAGCGAACGAUAGAUAUAGAGAAAGAUCUCGAGGAAGAGAAAGAGUGGGGGAAGACGAGAGUGGAAGUGACGGAGAAAAAGAUCUCUCUUACGAGUAUGUUGUGUGCGUGCAUGAGUGCGUGCGUGCGCGUUUGUGGAUGUACGUAUGCGUGAUAAAAAAACGGAAACAACGGAGGAUUCUCUCCUAGCGUCUUAAAUAGUAACACCUUAUUUAUAUAAAUAACUUAGUUACUACCGAAACAAGUAAGUCUAAUCCAUAUUGCGUGUGUCCCGCGUUUGCGUUGACCGGCCGAGAAUCUGGCGAAAUAUCUCUUGGCGCGUGCGAGAGCGGAUAGAGGGAGGAAAGGGGGAACGGCAGCGGAAGAGGGACACUUGGACGAUCCUGUAAGACGCGCUUGCCGGUCCAGAGCGAGAAAGACGCCAGGGAUAUUUCCCCGGGGACGGUCCCCGUAUUUAAGAUCCAUGUACAAAGUCUUUUGCCGUAAGGUUCUUGUGUUGUAAAGUUCACAUAAUCAUAGUGUCUAGUAUCGUACCAGCUAAAGCCCGUUAAGACGAUGCUAAACGUAGAGAAACGAAAAUUUAACCACCGAUAGCUGAUCCGUAUUUGCCAUCGCCGCUACCGAUUGACGGAGGGACAGGGGAGUGGGGAUUGAGGAAAGGUGAGAGAGGGUUGGCGCAAAGGUGUUCAGGUAACGUUUUUCACGAUUGAGAACCAUAGAGAUGAUUUUCAUCAACAACGCCGAUCUCAAGGAUGACUUUGGCCGACGCCAAAUAGUACAAAUUAAACCUCGAAGGCAGAGAUUGAUGGUUGAACCGAUUUUUCACGCGAGACAAGCAACAUUGAUGGCUCUCGACACGAUCACGCACAAACACUUUACUGUAGAUGAAACCUGAACGAAUUAGCAAAUAUAUUUCAUAUCGUUUGGUUCACGGUGCAACAAAACGAACGUUGAAAUAAUCGCCGAAUGUGCGGCACGUGCGGUUCUCGAUCGAGAAAAAUGAUACCGGGUUGUUGAAGAUGAAGGUGAUAUGGGGUGAUAGCGAAGAAGAGACGGGAUGCGAAACGUUUGCGGAGCGGAGUUGGGAAUGAGGAGUAAAGGGGGGGAGGGGGAGAACUUUGUCGUCGCCACACUGCGAGUCACGGCGACGGUGACUAGUGACGCCGAUUUCGCGACUGGACUUAUACAAUCUAGUAUCGAGGCAAGAAGUGUAUUCAUUGUAAUUCAGCAUUAUUACCUAUAAAUAAAUAGUUGUUAUUGUAA